UUUUUCUUGUUCAGGUUAGGUGCAAAGCACAGCAAGCGGGCACGCACGCGUUGCAAGUAUUUUGAGUGGUUUAUUCCUAUUUUUAACAAUUUUUCUCAUUAUUCCUGUAUAAUAUCUCUUACAAAAUCUUAUAGGAUACAAUAUGAGUAGAUUUUUUGCUACCGGGUCGGAUUCUGAAUCCGAAACCUCUUCGGAAGAGGAGCCAACGCCCCGCGCACCAGCACAGGUCUUCACCUUCAGCGAUGAAGAAGAAGACACCAAGCGCGUUGUUCGUUCGGCGAAGGAAAAGAGAUAUGAAGAUCUUAUGAACACAAUCAAGCAAAUCAGAAACUUCAAGAAAAUCAAAGAUAUGAGCAGCAUGCUAUCAAGUUUUGAAGAUCUAAUGAGGGCCUACACAAAAGCCAUCCCAGUUAUAAAUAAGGAAGAAAAUGGCGUUACUCCAAGAUUCUACCUUCGUUGUCUGGUUGAACUUGAAGACUUCAUCUCAGAAGUGUGGGAGGACAGGGAGGGCAGGAAAAAUAUGUCAAAAAACAACUCCAAGUCGCUCAGCUCUCUCAGACAAAAAUUGAGGAAAUACAAUAAGGACUUUGAAGAGGAUAUCGCCAAGUUCAGAGAGAAUCCCGAUGUUGCCGAUGAAGAUGAAGAACAGCCCAAGAGUGAGUCUGAACAAGUCUAUUUUUUCAACUGGAAAUUUUAUUUUUUUAUUGCAGAUGAUGAUGACGGCAGUGAUUCUUCAAUGGACUGGGAUGAUGAUUCUGAUGAUAGCAGCUCUGACAGCGAUGAUGACAUUCCCGGAAUGAGCAUAAGAGAUCGCUUCUUGAAAUCGAGAAAUGCCGACAAGGACGACGAUGAAAAGAAGGAACGUAAGAAGGAGCGCAAAGAGAAAGAGAGGAAGAAGGCGAGACGAGAUGAGGAAGAGGACGAUGACGAUGAGGGCCCUUGGGUGGCUGUCAGGGGAGGUGUUGCUCUUCCAUCCGAAAAGCCGAAAAUGUUCCCGAAGGACGCGGAGGUGGACAUCAGCCUGGUGGUGAAGAAGCUGAACGAGAUCGUGGCCGCUCGCGGCAAGAAGCGCACAGACCGCCGCGAGCAGAUCGACCUGCUGCAUGAGCUGCAGACCAUCGCCGACCAGCACAAUCUCGGAGUCGCCGUUGAGAUCAAGAUCAAGCUGGCAAUCAUCUCGUCCAUCUUCGACUACAACCCCAAGGUGUCCGACGCCAUGAAGCCCGAGUACUGGGCCAAAUUGCUGGAAAGAAUAUCAGAAACGUUGGAUCUGCUGAUGGCGACGCCGGAAAUCAUGAUCGGUGAGCUGGUGACCGACGAGAACGAGAACCUGGAGAAGCCGCCCUACCGCAUCCGAGGAUGCAUCCUCACUGUGGUCGAGCGACUCGACGAGGAGUUCAUCAAAUUGCUCAAGGAGUGCGAUCCGCACAGCAACGAAUACGUUCAAAGAUUGACAGAUGAGAAGCGUGUGGCGACCAUCAUAGACAAGGUGCAAGAGUUUCUGGAGCGACAGAAAGUGUCCAACGAUCUAUGUCGUAUCUAUCUGAGGAAAAUAGAGCAUCUCUACUACAAGUUUGAUCCCAAUGUUCUGAAGCAGAAGAAGGGCGAAAUCCCGGCGACGGAGGUGACGAGUGUGCAGAUAAUGGACAAGCUGUGCAAGUUCAUCUACGACAAGGACACGACCGACCGCCUGCGUACGCGCGCCAUCUUGUCGCAUGUCUACCACCACGCGCUGCACGACAACUGGUUCCAGGCCAGGGACCUCAUCCUCAUGUCGCAUCUCCAGGAGGCCAUCCAGCACUCUGAUCCACCAACCCAGAUUCUGUACAACAGAACGAUGGCUCACUUGGGAUUGUGCGCUUUCCGCCAUGCCAACAUCAAGGAUGCUCACAACUGCCUCGUUGAUCUGAUGAUGACUGGAAAAGUAAAGGAACUUCUGGCGCAAGGACUGCUUCCACAGCGUCAGCAUGAACGUAGUAAAGAACAGGAGAAGGUUGAGAAGCAGAGGCAGAUGCCAUUCCACAUGCACAUCAACCUGGAGCUUCUCGAGUGCGUCUACCUGGUGUCUGCUAUGCUCAUAGAAAUACCCUAUAUGGCUGCGCACGAGUUCGAUGCUCGCAGACGAAUGAUUUCGAAAACGUUCUACCAGCAGCUGCGCAGUAGCGAACGCCAGUCACUGGUGGGGCCACCAGAGAGCAUGCGCGAACACGUGGUCGCAGCCAGCAAGGCCAUGCGCAAUGGCAACUGGGCCAACUGCAACGACCUCAUCAUCAACGAGAAAAUGAAUGCCAAGGUGUGGGAUUUGUUCUACGAGAGCGAGCGCGUGCGAGGCAUGCUGGGGCGCCUGAUCAAGGAGGAGUCAUUGCGCACCUACCUGUUCACCUACUCGCAUGUCUACGACUCCAUCUCCAUCGACACGCUCGCCAAAAUGUUCGAACUCGACAAGUCCAUCGUGCAUUCCAUCAUCAGCAAGAUGAUCAUCAACGAGGAGUUGAUGGCAUCGCUGGAUGACCCGACGCAAACGGUUGUGAUGCACCGGAGUGAGCCGAGUCGCCUCCAGUCGCUUGCCCUGCAGCUCACUGACAAGGUCUACAACUUUGUCGAUUCCAAUGAAAGAAUAUUCGAAACCAAGCAAGGUAACUUCUUUUUGCGUGGAGGCAAUCAAGGUCAAUUCAGACAGAACUACAACAGGCAAGAUUGGAACAGGCAGCGCCGUGAGAAUCGUACAUAUAAUAAUUAGACUAUUCAUGUUCAACACAAUUUAUUAAAAAGUGAUUUGAUUAUUCAAUUACCUUAUCAUAAAUUACUUCUGAAAAAUAAUAUUGAUUACAUUUGUAUUCAUACAAUAUUGAGU
Molecule: messenger RNA, 2854 nt
Organism: Nilaparvata lugens (brown planthopper)
Lineage: Eukaryota; Metazoa; Arthropoda; Insecta; Hemiptera; Delphacidae
Gene: eIF3c
Product: eukaryotic translation initiation factor 3 subunit C
Exons: 18
Coding region: 143-2740 (865 amino acids)
Biological process (GO): translational initiation
Cellular component (GO): eukaryotic translation initiation factor 3 complex
Molecular function (GO): translation initiation factor binding; RNA binding; translation initiation factor activity
Source: RefSeq, a predicted model, not a curated record